Molecule: messenger RNA, 2898 nt
Organism: Lampris incognitus (smalleye Pacific opah)
Lineage: Eukaryota; Metazoa; Chordata; Actinopteri; Lampriformes; Lampridae
Gene: vps52
Product: VPS52 subunit of GARP complex
Exons: 20
Coding region: 199-2355 (718 amino acids)
Biological process (GO): retrograde transport, endosome to Golgi; endocytic recycling; lysosomal transport
Cellular component (GO): GARP complex
Molecular function (GO): syntaxin binding
Source: RefSeq, a predicted model, not a curated record
UAGAAAAAUAUAUUGAUGAUUUCUAAGAUGGAGUGAAGAUAAGAUAUCUCCGGAUCAAAAGAGUUCUAGUUUUGAUUUGAUUUACCAAACCGGCGAGUAACUUCUGCCGCCUUCAUAGGUCCGGGGACACAUUUCCUCCCCCCGGUCGCCCCCGCAGAGGAGGACCGUGUUUUUGUAGCGCAGUCAGGUUUGGCUGCUAUGGCGGAAGAAGCCGUCUCCGUUGUAAACACGGCUGUUAACCUGCCAGAAAACGCCAUGGCGUAUUUACAAGACGAGAAGGCCGAUGGCGACAUCCCUAACCUCAACCUGGGGGACCUCGACCUCACUACGGACGAGUUCAUCUUGGAUGAAGUGGACAUUCACAUCCAGGCCAAUCUUGAAGAUGACCUUGUGAAGGAGGCACUCAAAACGGGGGUUGACCUCAGACAGUAUUCCAAACAGGUGGAGGCAGAGCUUCAGAGAAUCGAACAGGCAUCCAUCAAAGACUACAUCAAGGAGAGUCAGAACAUUGCUCUGCUGCACAACCAGAUCACUGCCUGCGACUCCAUACUGGAGAGAAUGGAGGGCAUGCUGAGCGGUUUCCAGAGCGACCUUUCCUCCAUCAGCAGUGAGAUCCAGACUCUGCAGCAGCAGUCGGUCAGCAUGAAUGUCAGGCUGAAAAACAGGCAGGCAGUACGCAGCCACCUCAGCCAGCUGGUGGAUGAGCUGGUUGUCCCUGGGGCCAUGAUCUCCACCAUCAUAGACAGCCCUGUGACGGAGCAGGAGUUUCUUGAGCAGCUCCAUGAGCUCAACAACAAAAUCAACUUCGCCAAGGAGCUCAGCUUCAGAGAGACUCUGGCCUGCUCUGAUAUUCAGGACAUAGUGGACCGGCUCAAGAUUAAGGCAGUGUCGAAGAUCCGGGAGUUCAUCCUCCAGAAGAUUUAUUCUUUCCGGAAGCCAAUGACCAACUACCAGAUCCCACAGAACACUCUGCUCAAAUACAGAUUCUUCUAUCAGUUCCUCUUGGCCAAUGAGAGGAUGGUUGCCAAGGAGAUCAGAGAUGAGUACAUGGACACCAUGAGUAAGAUCUACUACAGCUACUUCAAGUCUUACAGCAGCAGGUUGCUCAAAGUGCAGUAUGAGGAGGUAGCGGACAAGGAUGAUCUAAUGGGAGUGGAGGACACAGCUAAGAAAGGUUUCUUCUCCAAGCCGUCCUUGAAAAGCAGGAACACCAUUUUCACUGUGGGCCAGAGGGGGACAGUAUUGAGCCCCGCCGAAUUAGAGGGACCUAUCCUCAUACCCCACACUGCUCAGAGGGGGGACAGCAGGUACCCCUAUGAGACGUUAUUUCGUAGUCAGCACUACGCUCUGCUGGACAAUGGCUGCAGAGAGUUCCUCUUCCUGUCCGACUUCUUCAUGGUGGCGGGAAACUCCGCCCUUGACCUUUUCAACAGCAUCAUGGGAAAAACGCUCACAAUGUUCCUGAAGAGCAUGUCUGCCUACGUGUCCGACUGUUACGACAGUAUUGCCGUCUUCCUCUGUAUCCACAUCAUCCUCAGGUUCAGAGCCAUCACUGCCAAAAGGAACAUCCCCGCCCUGGAUAAGUACUGGGAGGCAGUUCUGGAGUUGCUGUGGCCGAGGUUUGAGAUGAUUUUAGAGAUGAACAUUCAAAGCAUCCGCAACACAGACCCUCAGAAACUGGGAGUACUGGACACCAGACCACACUAUAUCACUCGUCGGUAUGCAGAGUUCUCCUCUGCUAUUGUCAGCAUCAACCAGACCUUCCCUAACGAGAGAACCAAUGCCCUCCUUGGACAGCUCCAGGUGGAAGUAGAGAACUUCGUUCUGAAGAUGGCGGCAGAGUUCCCCUCCAGGAAGGACCAGCUAAUCUUCCUUAUCAACAACUAUGACAUGAUGCUCAGCGUGCUCAUGGAGAGAGCAGCGGACGACAGUAAAGAGGUUGAAGGUUUUCAACAGCUGCUCCUGGCCAGGACACAGGAGUUUAUCGAGGAGAUCCUGUCGCCUCCGUUUGGGGGAAUGAUCGCCUUCGUGAAGGAGGCUGAGGCGCUGAUGGAGAAGGGACAGCUGGAACAUCUGAAGAACGAUGAAGCUCGUAUCAACCAGUUGGUGCGUGGCUUUUCCGGGACGUGGAAACAGUCGGUGGAGGCCAUGAGUCAGGAUGUCAUGAGGUCCUUCACCAACUUCAAAAAUGGCACCAGUAUCAUCCAGGGCGCUCUGACACAGCUGAUCCAGUACUACCAUGGCUUCCACAAGGUCCUCAACCAGCCGACGUUCCGCAGCCUGGCCGUCCGCUCGGAGCUAAUCAAUCUGCACCACCUGAUGGUGGAGGUGAAGAAACACAAACCCAACUUCUAACGGGACCGGGUCGGUUGCUAGCGGAGUCUCACCCCGCGGGACUGGCCAAUGCCCGAAUCCAUCACAUCGAUCUUUCCCUCAGGUUCAGCUUUGUGUUCGUUGGCGGCGAUGUCCAAAAAAAACCGGCCGGUCCGGUCGCAGCCUCGGAGACCGAUCCGAGCGGGCUGUAUGGCGGAGGACAGGGUUGUGGAUUUUAUGGUGGGUUGAACGAGUGAUCGUACCUGCGUCAUCUGACUCAUCCUAGGAUGCGGCUGCGUCUACCAUUUACCGCCAUGCUGGAUGGUCACGCCACAUCUCUCAACUACCGAGUCCUUUGGAAUCGGUCGCAAAGCUAUGAUUGAACUGUCCAGCUGUCAGAUGGGACCACACGUUUGGAAUCGGGGCCAACACGAAUCUCGUGAAAAAGAUCGAUGUGAUAUGAUGUGUGUGUGUGUGUGUGUGUAGGUGGGGGGGGGGGGGGUUAGUGACAAACGAGGUAGCGGACAUGAGGUCUGUGCUGUAACUGGAAGGCAGCAGGUUAGAUCUGUAGAUCUCGGCAACACC